GAAGGACGCUGGUGCUGUCCUUUCACACGCUCGCUUCUGGUAUAUAUGGCUGACGGGCGCGUCGUUCUGGCGCAGUUGACAGUUGGUACCGUCCAAAGUCCACACUGCAGCCAUGAAACUCCUGAUCGUGUUGAGCACCGUCCUGGCCGCUGCUGUAGCCGCCCCCAAGCCCGGCUACCUGGGCGCCGCCCACGGCGUCGUCGCCGCCGCCCCGGCUGUGCUCGCCGCCCCAGCAGUGAUCGCCGCCCACGCCGUGCACCCUGGCUACGCCGCCUACGGCCCGGCCCACAUUGCCGUCCGCUCUGACGGCUACCUGCUGGACACCCCUGACGUCGCUGCCACGAGGGCCGCCCACCUGACCGCCGUCGCCCAGACGCAGGUCCGCGACGCCCACAUCAAUGGCGCUGCCGCCCACGCCGCCCUCGCAGCCCCCGCUCUGCUCGGAGCGCACGGACUGGCGUAUGGACACGGUCUUGCGUACGGACAUGGAUAUCAUGGUUGACAUUAUGGAUGGAAAACACUAGCUGUUAUGUGAUAUAAUUUCUAUAUUUAUAUACAAAAUAGCGUGCAAAUGACAA
Schistocerca nitens (vagrant locust) is the source of this 578-nucleotide messenger RNA. RefSeq names its product cuticle protein 65-like. The record is from RefSeq and is a predicted model, not a curated record. Lineage: Eukaryota; Metazoa; Arthropoda; Insecta; Orthoptera; Acrididae. The transcript has 2 exons. The coding region runs from base 113 to 502 and encodes 129 amino acids.